Molecule: messenger RNA, 4815 nt
Organism: Brienomyrus brachyistius
Lineage: Eukaryota; Metazoa; Chordata; Actinopteri; Osteoglossiformes; Mormyridae
Gene: peds1b
Product: plasmanylethanolamine desaturase 1
Exons: 6
Coding region: 44-874 (276 amino acids)
Molecular function (GO): oxidoreductase activity
Source: RefSeq, a predicted model, not a curated record
CUGAAAUUUUUGCGAUCCUAGUGGGUCUAGAGUGCUGGGAAACAUGGCGAGUGCGGAGAAUGGAGAAGGGUGUAUGCAAGGCACCGAACAGGAGCCCGAACCGAGCGGACCGGGCAGGGGCGAUCACCGCUGGGGUCCGCAGCAUGCCGGGGCUCGGGAGUUAGCGAACUUAUAUUCCCCAGGAAAAAGGUGCCAGGAAUGGAUCAGUGUCGUUCUCUGCUUUUCUCUCAUGGCCUUUAACUUCUGCUACCUUAUUGCCAACUUCCACCUGGGUCACGCCUGGUACAUUCUGUUUGGCAUCGUGGCCGGGAUCCUGACGGCCGACUUCGCCUCAGGGCUGGUGCAUUGGGGAGCCGACACUUGGGGCUCAGUGGACCUGCCCGUUUUUGGAAAGGCUUUCAUCAGGCCGUUCAGGGAGCACCACAUCGACCCCACUGCUAUCACCCGGCACGACUUCAUCGAAACCAAUGGAGACAAUUGCAUGUUGACUAUUGUCCCGUUGGCCAACAUGGCCUACAAUUUCCUCACAAUGUCCCCUGUUGAUCUCUACCACAGUUACCCUUUGAAUUGCUACGUCUUCGCCCUGGCCAUCUUCGUCACACUGACCAACCAGAUCCACAAGUGGUCACACACGUAUAUGGGCCUGCCGUUCUGGGUCACCUUCCUGCAAGAGUGCCACAUUAUCUUGCCGCGCAAGCACCAUCGCAUCCACCACGUAUCGCCGCACGAGACCUACUUCUGCAUCACUACAGGCUGGCUGAACUAUCCCCUGGAGAAGCUGGGAUUCUGGCGUACCCUGGAAGACCUGAUCCAGAGUGUGACGGGAGAGAAGCCCAGGUCAGAUGACAUGAAGUGGGCUCAGAAAGUGAAGUAAUCUAGGCAUCUCCUGUGCGAUCCUACCUCGGAAUCACCUGCCUCCACCUCCCCUCACCGCCACCUUGCCACCCCCUCUGCUGCUUGCCCCUCUGCCCGCCACCCUCUCCAGACUUGGGCUUCACCAGCUGUGAUCCAAGUAGCGGCGGUGCAUUGAAAGUCCCGGCGUGAAGAAUUCUGUCUGUUCCCUUGGCUCUCCCAGAGCCUCCCAUCAUGACGGGACGUGUUCCGAAGCGGGAAGCGAGACGGGAGGAGGGGGUCCGCUUUGCUUGGACGAGGCGUCACAUUCGCCGAAAAGAACUUACCCCUUAAUCUGUUUUGCUUUGGAUAUCGGUCUCCUCUCUCCUUCCCUGUCCAAUUUCCUGAGCUGGUACUAGUGUCCAAUGAGAAGAAAAGUAGCCAUGACCCGGGAGUGGUAGCCAAACAUGGAUCGUCUUCUGCCUACUGUACGACUGCAAGGUCAACUUAACAUCUAUACUUUAUAGAAAAAAAUACACACAAAAACGAUACUUGAAGAACAAAUACACGCCUUUCAAAGUAAUCCCAGAGCUGCUUUAUUUUUAUUUUUUAAAUCAUCAUACUGUUAUUGUUUUUUUUUUUGUUUUUUUUUUGAAGAGAAUACGAAAAUUAACAUCCAAAAGACUGGCUGUGACCUCAGCUGCCUCACUCCUCUCUCAUCAGUGUCACUUGCGAUGUUUCUCCGAUCUGAGUCCCCCCCCCCUCCCCCCCCCCCCCAUCCGACACACCUCGGGAGUUCCUGGACAGGGAGCCAGGCACCGUCUCGACGCUUGAGGCUCUUUGGAAGGAGCCUUGCGCUUCGCAGAUGAUGUGUUCUGUCCCCUGUGUCUUCGCAUAGAAGGAAUGCCUUUCCUUACCAACACCAGGCUCCCUGGGAUUCCUGCCCAGUUCACUUUGGGACCAGGGGGCGCUGGCCUUAUUUCUGCUGCCCCAUUUUUUUUUGCUCCCCCAAUAUAAUCCUUAUUAAAGUGUUUUGGCCACAUGGCUCUGUCUACUUCUAGUCCUGUCUGUCUGCCCUUAAGGCUCACGGUGGAUCUCCAGCUGUUCCUCUGAAUUUGGUGGUGCUCUAAAACCCAGCAAGGGGGUGCUGUCCUGGCCCAAGUCAUGUGCUCUGUGCCGGAUUUAUGGGGUGGCCUCGGACUGGCUAGCUGUCUGUCUUUGGGGUCUGUGGAAUGUCUGUGGAAUGUCUAAACUUAUGUAAUGAGUAAAUGAACAUCUGUUAGGAUAGGUAGCUAGGUUUUAAAUUGUGAUAGAAAGGAAUAUUGUGUUUUAUUGUUAAAAUGCGGCAUAAUUUGAAACACAGCAACCUUAAGACAUGCAUAAACAUACAGAAGUUAAGGAAAAUUACAUGUAAUAUACAUGGAAACAUGCAAACCCCAACCCGACUUGGCUAAACACCCAGGCUGAUGCUCGCCAUCACAAACCUUCCCAUUAGGAAAAAAUCCCUGUUUGGGACCCAAACGUUACAAAUAAAUGAAGGAAGUGAUUAAUUUUUUUUUUUUGAGUGUGUCUGUGUGUGCAUUUGUUAGUAUGUUUGUAAUGUCAUUUGUUUUUCCCAAAACUCAAUAAUGGGAUAAAGAUAUUAGGUAAUAAAGAAAGUUAAACUUUGUUCUCGACCCAAUGCUAAAGACUGUAAAUUAAGCUGCAUGGGUCCUUAUUAUUAUUAUUACAUGAAAAAUGUAACUAAUAUGUUUUUUUUAUUAAUAAGAUGUACAUAGCUUAGCUAUUGUACCGUUAGCCAUAUUUAGGAGGUAGAGCCCUCAUUAGUUGAAUGAGUAAUGGCUGUUUGACUGAUGGAUGCUUUUGUGUGACCAAAGCUCCAGAAUGACCUGAAUUGGACUCACGCUCCCCAAUACUGCCAACACACUUGGUCAGCAGUUGAGACCAAUGUAGAGGUGCCAGUUUAUUAGCCAAUAGAUGUUUCUCCUGCUAGUUUGUUGGCCAAAAUAAGGUGUUUGAUACAAUGUGUUGGGCAUUCCUGAUUGGCUUCAGAUGCGUUCGGCGUAAGCUUUCUGGGAAAAGUCAAAUCAGGGUCCCGUUUUUAUUGAAAAUGUCGAAAAGCGUGUAGAUUCUUGGGUUUGUGUAGGAGUCGGCACUGAGACGAAGGAUGCUUUCUGACAAAUAAAUUGAGCAGUGCAAGUAUUACCAGCCAAGCCCCACUGCUGUACAGAGAUGGAGCAUUAGUGUUUCUCCUCAAAGGGCAAGUAAAAGCUGAAACGUCGUACCAUGCUUCUCGCAGGCGUGCUGUCGGGUAAUCGCUUGCAUUAGCUAGGAAGUAGGUCCGGCUUUGUGGAUAAAAUUCAAAUCUUUGCACUUACCAAAGAAACCAGUGGCUACAAUCUUGUUAGGUUUUAUAUGCUUCCCUCACCAUUAAUGCAUUCAGGUCAAAUGGGAUAUUAAUAGUUUCCCCGGAUACUGGAAUGUAAAUAAUUGCUCUGUAGUUUUGUGUUUUCUUUUGAAUUGCCCAUAUUUUAGAAAACUUAAAUCCAACUGAUGUUUAAAAUAAUGUGUCUUGAAUUGGGAAGCACAUAACUUUUUCCAUAUUAGUGGGAAUUUGCCUAAAUGUUUUAAUUUAGUCUAGGAUAGCUCUCCCACUGAGUGUUAAGCCAACACCACAAAUCGAGGGUGCUAAGAUGUGCCAUGGGAAGGACUUUGAACAACACAUUUUCUGAAUCAAGAUUGGAUUUGUUUUAUCACUCCAGGCUUCUGCCAUUUAUAUUUUUAACUGUUACAUACUUCUCAAAGCCAAGACUGUAUCUGACAGCACAAAAUGCGGACAUAGAUCGUGAUGUUUAACCAGAGCAAACUUAUUGUAACAGUAACCAUCUGUAGGUUGGUCAUCUCUUUGAUUGUUAUGAGUGUACGGUUGUGGUGGGACAGUUGGUCUAACUUAUAUGUGUUGCUCUAAUAAGACUGAAGCAGUGAAAGUCCCUUACCGUUGUCCCGCCUUACUGAUUGGUCCCUGGACAGCUCUCCGCUAACAUUCUAAGCAAGUCCUGACUGCUUAGGUGUAUCCUCUGCUGAGCUGAAGCUGCGGGCAUUGAUAGAUCAUACCGAUCACAGCGAUCUCCAUACCGCAAUGUUUGCUGCUGACGAAUAGCAGACGCAUGCUUCCUUAGCUGGUGCCAUCUGUGCUGGUUGAUCUGCCGACACGAGGGAACUGUACAGUUACUCGCCACGGCUCGCUCGAUUUUAAUAUUAUAGGCUCAUCGUGGCAGAAAUUUGUCUAAAUGUGGAUGUUUGAUCACUCCAAAUACAUGGAAAGAGUCAACUUAGGCUACAGAGCUGGUACUUGAUGUGGGGGAGGAAGGAAGAGUGAUGACUGACCGUGGAAGUAUGUUUGUUUUUGAAGGUCUUUGAAGGUAAAUCUUAUGGAAUGAGAUUAUGUUUUCAGUAUUUACUGCAAACAUAUAUAUAUAUAUAUAUAAUAUAUAUAAUAUAGUGUAAUCAAUAUAACUCCCUGAUCACUGAUCUUUUGAUGGUAAGACCUUUAUUUGGUCGUAUAUGAUUGGGUGUGAUUGCAGUGGUUUUCACUAUGAAUGUAUAUUUCAGAGUGAAUUAAUAAAAAUAACAGAAUCACAAGGAAGAAAUGUACCUCACAACCUAAUCUUUGAAAUAUAACAUUAACCUUUUGGGUAAUUUUUUUUGUUUUUAAAAUAUUAUUCUCAUAAUUAAUUUGAAAACGUUACAGGCUGAAAUUUUACCUUGGGAUUAUUUGAAAUGCGUGGACUCUUCCACUGGAUAUAAAGCAUUUCUGCAGGAGUGUUUGUGGGGUUUUUGGUGACGUGUGCAGCGAUGGCUAAAUAUUGUAAAUAUCAGAAAUAAUACCUUGAUGCCUUUUCGUUUUCUUACAGUUGGGAGACUGUAAUGUUACAAUGUACAUAAUAUAUUUAUAAGGAAACUAAAUAAACAACUUGCAUACUA